Molecule: messenger RNA, 1862 nt
Organism: Diatraea saccharalis (sugarcane borer)
Lineage: Eukaryota; Metazoa; Arthropoda; Insecta; Lepidoptera; Crambidae
Source: the annotation of a GenBank genome assembly
GCCUCACUCUUUUGUCAAACACUGGUUGACUUGGACUUGACAAAUGACAUCUGACAUUUUGACAUACCUACGUUUUGCGUGAAUUGAAUCUGCCAGAAUUGUGGUUGACGCAAAGUAGCCAUUAAAGUUAUGACGAAAAAUUAUAUUAUUGCAGAUUGAUUUUUCUAUUUAAUUCCUUUCAGUGAUAAAUUCUGUUGUAUAAAUUAGAAAAAGAUGUAUAUUCUUGACAUUUUUUAGAUGAAAAAUAGACCAAUUCAUCCUGACACGAUGGGGAUUAUGUACGAGAAGCGUCCGUUGAAGAGGUCUCGAUUAGGGCCUCCUGAUGUGUAUCCCCAGGAACCUCAACAAAAGGAAGAUGAGCUCACAUCUACUAAUGUAAAACAUGGUUUCUCUACAACCCCCCAGUCAAGUGACGAAUUUGGUACAGCCAGAAACUUCAACUGUUCUGCAACUAAGAUAGGACAAUUUUUCUCUUCUAUAUUAUCUAAAAAGGAGGAAUUAAAUACUUUGCCUGACUGUGGAAGAAAACGGCAACAGGUCAACCCUAAAGACAAUUUCUGGCCUGCUACAGCACGCACCAAAGCACAAAUCGAAGCAUGGUUCAAAGACUUAGCUGGAAACAAACCACUAUCGCAACUUGCCAAAAAAGCACCAAACUUCAACAAGAAAGAGGAAAUAUUUAUAACUCUCACAGAGUUUCAAGUUUCUAUGCCAAGAGCUGCCUGGUUUAUAAAGUUGAGUUCAGCAUACACCGUUGCUGUGUCAGAAGCAAAAAUAAAAAAGAGACAGCUGCCAGACCCCACAACAGAAUGGACCACAACUUUAAUCAAAUUUUUAAAAGAUCAAAUACCAAAGCUAGCAGAGCACUAUCAAAGUGCCAUCCCAGGAAGCAUAUCAGAUAAAACACCACCUUCACAGUCAGGUCAAGGUACUCCAAGUCACAAUUCAUCGGGUAACCCGCCUGGUGGGUCUACUCCCAACUCAACUGUACCCAACUCUAUGCAUUCUCCUAGUGCAUCAAAUGGAUUGGGGUCAUCAACUCCCAAUUCUACUGAAAGCACUGACUGGCGACAAGCUCUGAAACUUUGGAACUAUUGCUGUAGACUAGCCAAAUAUUUGCUUGACGAGGGUCUGUUAGACCGACAUGACUUCCUUACUUGGAUCAUUGAAUUACUUGACAAGAGAGCACCAGAUGAUGGUUUACUAAGGUAAGGGUUUCGAGAUAAUUCUUAACUUCACAUAUCAUCUUAUAUCAUUGAUAACAAUAAAAUAUAAGAUUUUGAUAAGGACUCAAACAGAAAUGUAUCUUAUUUUGAAGUACGCAGAGAGCAAAAUUUACCUAAUUCACAGACUCUGUACUCUGAUUUUUAAUUAGAUGGACUAAACUGACAGCUCAAUUCACCUAUUUUUUAUACUUUUAUCUUUCUAAUAAAAAUAGUUACAGUCCCGCUGAAAUUAUAGUUUCAAAUACACAACUUCAUUUUCAGUUUUUCUAAUCAUUAAAAAGUACCAAUGUUUAAAAUGUUUUAACUAUAAGGUAAACUUAAAAGUUAUAUAUGAAAUGUGAAUAAUUCAUGAUUCACUACACUACCUAUCAUUUAGUCCACAACAAUGUUUUUUAUUUUCGAUAAUAUGGCAAUCCACUAAAUGUCAGUUAAGUCCAUGUAAUAUUAAUUAUAAUAGUGUUGUUUCGAUAGUGAAAAAUCUAAGGCAAGGUAAUGUAUUAAUUUUUUAAGAAAUUUACUUAAUUUUUGCUUUUUAAAAUUAAAAUAAACAAUUUUCAAAUAGAGUAGAAUACCCUAUUGUUUUAGUAACUGUCAAUGUCACUUAUCUCACAAUAUUUUAUUCCAUCUUACUCUCGU